AUGGACAUGGCUUCCCAUUCACGCCUUCUCCUUCCCUUUUCACUCUUCCUCACCUCUUCAGUCUUCACUUCUUCAGUCUCACACUCUCAGUUCUUUACCUGCUCUCUCAAACUCUCUCAAACUCUCACAAUCUCACACUCUAUAAAGUCUAAACCGUUUCCCCAAAUCCAAACUACUGCUUCUCCAAAUCCAAAUUCUAAAGAACAAACCCUAGCCGCCUCCAAUGCCGUUACCCAGUCCCCUCUCCGCCUCCAACGCCUAGCGCCACCGCCGCUGUCCACUCCUCUCUCCAUAGCUACCGCCGGAGUCCUCACCCCGUGUACUCUUCACGGAGUCAGUAAGUUUUAUAUAGGAUUGAAAGCUGACUCCAGUCUCCAAGUAUCAUUAUCUGCUCUGAAGUUUGAAACCCAUACACCCACGGUUUUCUUCAAGGUCAUGGAAACCAACACUAAUGAACCCUCUGUCCAAACACCAGCUGCUACAGAAGAUGAUGGUGCUAUUCCCACCCAAGUUGAAGAUUCUGCUGCUACCCAAGCUGAAGCAGCUGCUGCUUCUGAGUUGCCCCCAGUUCCACCAUGCCAAGUGAGUAUGACAGCUCCUGUUAGUGGUGGUUGUAGUGGUAGGAAAAAGUCUGUUGUUUGGGGUCACUUUGAAAAAGUAAAGAUAGGUGAGGGUGAUACUAGUAAAACUAAGGCUAUCUAUAAUUAUUGUCAAAAAUCUUAUAAUGCUGAUAGUAAGAGUUGUGGUACUAGUAAUUUGUUAGCUCACGUGCCAAAAUGUCCCAAGAACCCUAAUAGAGAAGAUGUAGUUAGAGGGCAGAAAACAUUAGCUUUUGUACCCAAAAAGGAUGGAGAAGACGGAUUCCACCUUGUGUCAACAUCCUUUUCUGUUGAGGCUUCUAGAAAGGCAUUGGCCGAAAUGGUUAUAAUUGAUGAGUUGCCUUUUAGGUAUGUUGAGGGGUAUGGGUUUAAGAAAUUUGUAAGUACCUUACAACCUAAGCUUAGAUUAAAUGAUAUCCCAUCUCGUCAAACUGUUGCUAAGGAUGUGAUUGGCAUUUAUAAUAGUGAGAGAGAGAAGCUAAGGAAAUCCUUGAAUGGUUGUAGGGUGUGUCUCACUACGGACACAUGGACUUCUAUUCAAAAUUUAAAUUAUAUGUGUCUGACUUGUCACUUUAUUGAUGAUGCUUGGAAAUUGCAUAAGAGAAUUCUAAAUUUUUGUCAAGUUGAAGACCACAAGGGGGAGACUAUAGGUAGAAAGAUUGAGAUGUCGUUGCGUGAGUGGGGUAUUGAUGGGAUAUUCACCUUGACGGUGGAUAAUGCUAGUUCAAAUUUAACAACAAUUAAAUUUUUGCAAAGGGUGACUAAAGAUUGGAAUGGGGCAGUUUUAGGAAAUGAGUACAUGCACAUGAGGUGUUGUGCCCAUAUCCUAAAUCUCAUUGUGGGGGAGGGUUUAAAAGAGAUAGAUGCAUCUAUUGCUAAGGUGCGUGAAGCUGUGAGGUAUGUGAAGUCCUCACCCAAUAGAAGUCAAACUUUUAGGAGUUUUAUGGAGAGGUUAGGUAUGGAGUCCAAGAGUCUUCUCAGUCUAGAUGUACCUACUAGGUGGAACUCGACCUAUAUCAUGUUAGAAACUGCUGAAAAAUUUGAGAAAGUGUUCCUCCGAAUGGAUUUUGAAGAUGAUGGUUAUUCAUCGUACUUUAGGACCAAGGAAGAUAGUGGUGGUUUGGGGUCUCCAUGUAUGACUGAUUUCCAAAAUUGUAGGGCAUUUGUGACUUUCUUAAGGCUGUUUUAUAAUGCAACAAAGAAAUUUUCUGGUUCAUUGUAUGUUACUUCAAAUGCCUUCUAUGAUGAGAUCUUUGUUAUUCAGGAAAUUGCAGAAGUGAUGGUUGAUAAGGUGAAAGACCUUUUGUUUAAGUUGUAUAAUUUUUACACUUCUAUUCAUUCACCAAAUGUGCAAGAUCAAAGUGGGAGUGAGAGGAUAGAAUUAGAAACUGAUGCUAGUUAUAAUAAUGAGCUUGAGAGGUAUUUGGCUGAAAACUGUGAUGGUAGAAAGGAUGCAAAUUUUGAGAUAUUGGAGUGGUGGAGGGACAAUUGUAAUAGGUACCAAGUGUUGUCUAAAGUAGUUAAGGAUGUGCUGGUUGUGCCAGUUUCCACUGUUGCAUCCAAGUCAGCAUUUAGCACUGGAGGUCGAAUUGUUGAUCCAUUUCGAAGUGCACUAUCUCCUCUCAUGGUUCAAAAUCUUGUAUGUUCACAAAAUUGGCUUCAAGCCACAGUUCCAAUUUCUCAUCGCCAGUCAAGGGAUGAUGUUGAGGCAUUGGAGGAGGAGUUACUUGACUUAGUUUUAAAUCAACAACCAACAGUAAAUACCAGCUCAAGCAAGGGUUCCACUUCAGGCAAACGACCCUUGAUUAGCAUUGAUGAUUAA
This is a messenger RNA of Quercus robur (English oak), 2421 nucleotides long. RefSeq names its product zinc finger BED domain-containing protein RICESLEEPER 1-like. Lineage: Eukaryota; Viridiplantae; Streptophyta; Magnoliopsida; Fagales; Fagaceae. The record is from RefSeq and is a predicted model, not a curated record. The transcript has 6 exons. The coding region runs from base 1 to 2421 and encodes 806 amino acids. Gene Ontology annotation, molecular function: protein dimerization activity.